This is a messenger RNA of Candidula unifasciata, 178 nucleotides long. The record is from the annotation of a GenBank genome assembly. NCBI's taxonomy places the organism in Eukaryota, Metazoa, Mollusca, Gastropoda, Stylommatophora, Geomitridae.
UUCUGAUGUAGAAGAAUCAAUUGAAUUACCCAGUAUAUUCCCAAUUUCUGACAUUCCAUCUCCUGUUUUUGAAAACAGCAUUUUCAUGUCAAGCCUGAGUAAAUUAAGUGAGAAAGGAAGCUUUCAUAUCCCACGGCCAACAUUCGUAGAUCCCAACAUUUACUCCGAGUACUUCUAG